Molecule: messenger RNA, 1492 nt
Organism: Schistosoma margrebowiei
Lineage: Eukaryota; Metazoa; Platyhelminthes; Trematoda; Strigeidida; Schistosomatidae
Source: the annotation of a GenBank genome assembly
GUAGUAACUUACAUUCGAAAAUGUUUAGUUGAACGCAAUUUCUACAAUACUUUUAGCGUACACUAUCCGAUUGUCUUAAUUUCACACUCCCAUUUUUACAAAUCUUUGUUGAUAGUCUUCAAUAUUUAGUGUUAUAUACAGCUAAUACACAGAACCCAGCGAUAUGUUUGUUGCAUGUCCUCAUAUUGGUCUGCAGUGGGUUGCGCUUUUAUUGGCUUUGAUCAUGAGUUUCACAGUCCUAACAACAUAUCUUAUUUCCAUCCAUAGAGGACAUGUAAAUGCAGAACUGCCAUUUAUCAGCUCUACAGGUGCUUAUCCACCAGAAAGUUGUAUAUUUGGUGAGGGAUUAAACUUAGCUGCUUUUAUCAGUUUGAUAUGCUCCUUUUUCUGGUAUUUAAUCGCAUUGGAGAGAACAAAAUUUAUGGGCAAACAUCAACCAAAAUGUGUUCUUAAAUUUAUGCUUUUAUUGUCUCUAGUUGCUUCAAUUGGUUUAACAUUGGUUGGGAAUUUCCAACAAGUUAACGUUGAAUUAAUACAUGAUAUUGGUGCUGGGAUGGCUUUUUUCGGAACCACGAUUUAUAUCAUUUUGUGUGCUUUAGUUAGCCAGCGAUACCUUGGAACACAUUGGUGUAUAUGGGCUUUUAGACUUCUCUUAGGAAUUAUGGCAGGAAUAACAUCAAGCUUUUUUUCGAUAUGUCAUACAAUUUCCAGGAUAAAUUUUAACGGUACACAAGAGGAAUCUUUGACUUAUCGGCAUCCUGGUCAAGGUGUAAGUGUAUUUCUUCAGUUUUGUGAUGCGGUACUCUAUAUUCAUAUGUAUAAAUUUCUCGGAGAUAUUUGCAAAGUAUAAUGAUCACAAGUUAGGGAGAACCAUAAGUGUUCGUUUUCUUGAAAUGGUUCGUUCCCGAUUUAUCGAUCAUUUUGAUUUAGUUCUUAUCACACUUUAAACUUAAUCCAAGUGAAGCAAGAUCUAUUGUAUUAACAUACACAUUCUAUUUCCGGUUGAAUUUUCAAAGUUUCUGCAAGAAAUCAUGGCACUGUCAUGAGAUGAAUAAAGCCACCUAAAGACCCAUUAGCUUGUCUAUAUUAGGUUGUGAUGAAUAAAAUGUAAUAUUAGUUUAUGACUGUAUGUUUAAUUACCUAGCUCUAAUAAUGCUUAAAUUUCUAAGUUUUACUUAAAUAUUUAUAUAGUAUUUCGAUGUUUGUAAAACAUGUUGUUUCUUAUCGAAACGUCGCGAGUAGUUUCUGUUAUUUACUUUAAAGAACUUAGUUACGGUUUGUUUGUUUGAUAAUUCAUGUAUGGUUAACUUCAUAUGAACAAAAUAUCUUAGAAUCUAGUGAUUGCUUUUUUAUCUAAAUAUUUAAUCUGGAAUGUGACAAGGUUCAAAUAACCAGAUAAUUAUAUGAAAAUGUGGAACUCAAAUAUUACAUGAGAAUAACGUUUGAUGCCUAAAUGGUUUUACUUUCAGAGAUUUUCAUUUUAUCUAUGCAG